Messenger RNA from Verruconis gallopava, 2585 nucleotides. RefSeq lists its product as uncharacterized. The transcript has 3 exons. Bases 387 to 2321 code for a protein of 644 amino acids. Lineage: Eukaryota; Fungi; Ascomycota; Dothideomycetes; Venturiales; Sympoventuriaceae. Gene Ontology annotation, molecular function: ABC-type transporter activity; ATP hydrolysis activity; ATP binding. The record is from RefSeq and is a predicted model, not a curated record. Gene Ontology annotation, cellular component: membrane.
CACAAGACUAGGGGACGCCUGCAAAUGGCAACAAUUGACCGCUCAGACAUGAGAUCUCCAGGGCAUGGCACUGGUUUCCGUCGCGAUUCAACGCCACGUUCGAAGGUCAUCUCCCUUGCUACCUAGGAUUUCAGCCGCACGCCCAAGGAUUUUUUUUGUAGAAUGUGAAAUCCAGAUGACAGGGACAGGCGGCCGAGUGGCUUGUUUGCAGGUACAAGCUACCCAAUGAAGACGAUACAUAGUCGAUUGCAAUGCCAUGAGAUUCAGCCUCCUGGCUUUUAGGACCUCUUAUCUAGAUAUCGUCUCUGCUCUUCCCUCCCAAAGGUAAUUGUAUUUCGCCGCAGCGGGAUUCUUGCAUCAACCCUCAAGAGAUCGUGACGUGCACCAUGGAGGAGAUCCAAGUCACCAAGUCUUCAGCAGAGGCCGUGGGAGCUGAAAGAGAAAACAGUUCCUCGAUCCAUGACUCGGAGAAGGGAACGGUUGACUACCUGGGACUGGAGAACACAUCGAUCCACAGCUAUUCGUGGUCCCAUGUCGACGUCGAAGUAAAAGAUCGCAAGACCAAAGAGCCACUCAAGCUGCUCGAAAACGUCAGCGGAUAUGUCGCAGCGGGCGAGAUGAUGGCCAUCAUGGGCCCUUCCGGAUCGGGGAAAACGACUCUUUUGAACGUCCUGGCUCACCGUGAGGCGACGGCGAACGCGGUCGUUUCCAAGAAGCUCUACAUCAACGGUGCGGAACCCAAGCUAGACACUUUCCGCAAGAUUUCGGCCUACGUCGAGCAGGAGGAAGCCUUGCUCGGUGCCCUGACUGUGAAGGAGACCAUCGACUUCGCUGCUCGCUUGUCCAUCCCGCGCACGGUGACGAAGACGGAUCGUAUCGCCAAGGUCAAGGCCCUGAUCAAGUCCUUUGGUCUGACGGGGCAGACUGACACCAUCAUCGGCACGCCGGUCCAAAAAGGUCUUUCCGGCGGUCAGAAGAAGCGCGUCGGAAUCGCGACGCAGCUCGUCACGAGCCCGAAGCUCCUCUUCCUGGACGAGCCGACCAGUGGUCUCGACGCCACUGCUGGAUACGAGGUGAUGUCCUUUGUUAAAUCGCUUGCCAAGAAAUACAACCUCAUCGUCAUCGCAAGCAUUCACCAGCCCAGCACAGCCAUCUUCGAGCUCUUCGACAAGCUUCUUCUGCUGUCGCGAGGCAGGACCACGUAUAACGGCCCCGUCGGCUCCAUACAGGAGUACUUUGCCUCGAUCGGCCACGAGAUGCCGCAUUACAUCAACCCGGCCGAGUUCUUGCUCUCGCUCGUCAAUACUGACUUCGCCAAGGACACUGAGAUUGCCGAGAAGCGCCUGCUCGAGAUCCAGACCGCCUGGGAAGCGGCGCCGCUCGCGGCCCGCGUCAACAGCAAGAUCGAGAAGCACAUCGGCACCAUGGACUACGCGGAGGAUGCGCACGUGGGGCCGAACCCGAUCACGAUCCCUCUGACGCUCAUCCACCGCAAUCUCAUCAAGAGCUACCGCGAUGUGAUCGCCUACACCAUCCGCAUCGUCAUGUAUCUAGCCCUUGGCAUCAUGAUGGGCACCGUGUGGCUUCGCCUCUCGCCGGAGCAGCAGCACAUCCAGUCGUGGAUCAACGCCAUCUUCUUCGGCGGCGCGUUCAUGUCCUUCAUGGCCGUGGCUUACAUCCCGGCCUUCAUCGAGGAUCUUCACGCCUUUCGCAAGGAGCGCCUUAACGGCCUGUACGGCCCCACCUCCUUCAUGAUCGCCAACUUCAUCACCGGCGCGCCCUACCUGUUUCUCAUGAGCAUGCUCUUCUCCGUCGUCGCCUACUUCCUCAGCAACUUCCACAUGGACGGCACCUCCUUCAUGCGCUGGGUGCUGUUCCUUUUCCUGGACCUCAUGGCCGCCGAGGGCCUCGUCGUGCUCGUCAGCAGCAUCGCGCCCAUCUUCGUCGUCGCGCUCGCCGUCACCGCGUUCGCAAACGGCCUGUGGAUGUGCGUCAACGGAUUCAUGGUCCAGGUCCAGACCAUCAACGUCUUCUACCGCUACGUCUUCCACUACAUCGACUACCAGGCCUACGUCUUCCAGCUCAUGAUGGUCAACGAGUUCCAGCACCGCACGUACAAGUGCCAGAAGCUCGCCAACGGCGACAACUACUGCAUGUACCCGCCCACCACCUCGGGCGGCGACGAGAUCGCCGGCAUCGAAGUGCUCAAUGCGUUCGGUUACCCAACAGGCAGGAUCGGCAAGUGGAUAGGACUUCUUUGCGUCAUCGUCGUUGGAUAUCGAAUCCUCGGCCUCGUCGUCCUAUGGUUGAAGCGUCAUUGAGCGUCAUCGAAGAUGGAAAAAAAAUUUGCAGUGUAAUCUCUCUUGACAAAUCGUUGCAAUCACUUCUGUCUGGCGGCUUGCACGGAGUUUUGUCAGUUGCUAAAUCUACAAAGGCUCGACGCAUGAGUCUUGGUUGAUUCUGCUUGUUGUGAUAUCCUUUUCUUUGGAUUAGAUGUUAAAGGCCAUGGUAGGUGAAUUUGGAGGACGGAUGAUGAUCUUGCCCUGAUAUUGUAAAGCAGAACUUAAUAAUAAGAAGAAUCCGAG